Messenger RNA from Tripterygium wilfordii, 1180 nucleotides. RefSeq names its product dolichol-phosphate mannosyltransferase subunit 1. Gene Ontology annotation, molecular function: dolichyl-phosphate beta-D-mannosyltransferase activity. Lineage: Eukaryota; Viridiplantae; Streptophyta; Magnoliopsida; Celastrales; Celastraceae. The record is from RefSeq and is a predicted model, not a curated record. The coding region runs from base 101 to 832 and encodes 243 amino acids. Gene Ontology annotation, biological process: protein O-linked glycosylation via mannose; GPI anchor biosynthetic process. The transcript is spliced from 8 exons. Gene Ontology annotation, cellular component: endoplasmic reticulum membrane.
UUCUUCAAGAGCUCAGAAGGCACUCAUGUCAAAAGGUGAAUUCUCCUAGGAAAAGAACGAACGGGAGAUUUCGGUGUCUCUCAAUUAGGGAAGAAAGAUCAUGGAGCAAGAGAAGAGUGAAGAGAAGAUUAAGUACAGUAUAAUAGUCCCAACCUAUAACGAACGCCUCAAUAUUGCCCUCCUCGUUUACCUCAUCUUCAAGCAUCUCCGGGAGGUGGAUUUUGAAGUUAUUGUUGUCGAUGAUGGAAGUCCUGAUGGUACGCAAGAAGUAGUAAAACAAUUGCAACAAGUUUAUGGAGAAGAUCACAUCCUAUUAAGACCUAGACCUAGGAAGCUCGGGCUAGGAACGGCUUACAUCCAUGGUUUGAAGCACGUGUCUGGAAAUUUCAUUGUGAUCAUGGAUGCUGAUUUAUCCCACCAUCCAAAGUACCUGCCAAAUUUCAUCAAGAAACAGUUAGAGACUGAUGCUGAUAUAGUUACUGGAACUCGGUACGUUAAGGGUGGUGGUGUACAUGGAUGGAAUCUCAUGCGCAAAUUGACCAGUAGAGGAGCCAAUGUUCUUGCGCACACGCUUUUAUGGCCUGGUGUAUCUGAUUUAACUGGAUCUUUCCGGCUUUACCGAAAGUCAGUACUUGAAGAUGUCAUCAGUUCCUGUGUCAGUAAAGGAUAUGUCUUUCAAAUGGAGAUGAUUGUCCGGGCUUCUAGGAAGGGCUACCAUAUUGAAGAGGUUCCAAUUACCUUUGUUGAUAGAGUAUUUGGAACUUCGAAGCUUGGAGGAUCUGAAAUUGUUGAAUAUCUGAAAGGACUCUUAUAUCUUCUGGUCACAACCUGAAGAUGCAGCAUCACCGUCUCUCGUAGUGUUAUACCCUAAUUUUUACUAAAUUAGGUUUCACCGUUAUUUUUCUUAAUCUUGGUUUUUUGGUUUAGUAGAACCUUUGUUAUCAUCUGGGGUUCUUCCUUCCACCUUCCAACCAGUGUAGCUCAUACAUUGAAGAAAUAUUCUCUCCCACAGGCCACACAAGCACAAUUACGAGCUCCAUCUAGUUUAAUUGAGGAUUCAUUUUCUUAUUUUACUAUGGAUCAUUUUUGGUUGAUUAUGUAUGCUAUCGAGUGCCCUUAAGGCAAACGAAAUAAAAGGGUUUUGGAAUUUGAAUAAACUCCGUUGGAAUCUGUAUGUUAA